GGCUUUCUCUCCCUCAUUCAUUGUGUUGUGUCUCUUAUGGGGAGGAUGGGUUUUCUGGUGAAAGGUGGUUGGGUGCUGCUCCUGGCUGUGGCCUAUUGGUCAGGGUUUGGCUGUGAUGGAGUCUUGGUGAGACAUGGCCGCCAGUCAGAUAGGUGGAGGGGCAACCAGCGGGCUCUACCUGGCCAGGGCUCUUCUAGAUGGGGCUCCAGAGACUGGAAUACUAAUCGCCCUGUUGUGGGGGUUGGGGCCUCUAGGGGUUCACAAAGUGGACGUGUUGUUGGGGUUCCACGAGAUCUGCCGCAGCCUGGGAGCUCCCCUAUCAGCAUCCAGUGUGGAGAGGACAACAUGGUGGUCACCGUCCAGAGGGAUUUCUAUGGGAUUGGGAAGCUGGUCCAACCUUCUGACCUGAGCCUGGGGCCCCGUGGCUGCGAACCCGACCCCCAGAGUACAGACACCACUGUUACCUUCCAGAUCAACCUCCAGGACUGCGGCAACACGGUGCAGAUGACUCAAGAGUGGCUAAUCUACACCACCAACCUGACCUACAGCCCAACCUCAUCCAUUCCAAUCAUCAGAACCAACCCAGCUGUGGUCCCCAUAAUGUGUUUCUACUACCGGCACGGUAAUGUGAGCAGCCAGGCCAUUAAGCCAACGUGGGUUCCAUUCAGCACCACUGUGUCUUCAGAAGAAAGGUUGUCCUUCUCUUUGGUCCUGAUGACUGAGAACUGGACUGGUCCCAGAAGUUCUCCCAUCUAUCAGUUGGGGGAUAUUCUCUACAUAGAGGCCUCUGUGGAUACUCACAACCAAAUGGAUAUGAUCCUGUAUGUGGACCGCUGUGUGGCCACCAUAUCUCCUGAUGCCACCUCUUCUCCAAGUUAUGACCUCAUUACAGACAAUGGGUGUCUGGUGGAUGGAACACAAGCUGACGCCUCCUCGGCCUUCAUCGCUCCAAGGGUCCAGACUAACACUCUACAGUUCACGGUGGAUGCCUUCCGGUUCCUAGGAAAUUAUGUCUCUCUGAUCUACUUGACCUGUUACCUGAGAGCUGCUGCUGCCGCCACCCAGGUCCCAGAUCCCAUCAACAAGGCCUGUUCCUAUAGUAAAGCCACAAACAGCUGGUCUGCAGUUGAGGGCCCCAGCAGUAUCUGUCAGUGUUGUGGGACAUCAGGAACCUGCAGCAACCCUACUGCUCUUACAGGAGGAAGGAGCCGAUUUGGAAGACCGAGAGCCUUUGGGAAGAGGGAAGCCUUGGAUGCAGAACCUAUCAUAGAGGGACAGUCGGUGACCACCUUGGGACCUCUGCUUGUGAUUGGGCCAAAACAAAGCGACCUUGCAGCUGCAGUGAUGAAGGAAAAGCCCGCCCCCGCAGAGCUCUGGUGGUUGGUGGCUGUUGGGUGUGUCAGUCUUCUUGUAGUCGCUGUGUGUACUUUGUUCAUUGUCAAGUCUCUGAAAAAGCCACAAUAUGUACUGUCUGUUGAAAAAUAAAAAAAGUUAAAGUA
Rana temporaria (common frog) is the source of this 1499-nucleotide messenger RNA. RefSeq names its product zona pellucida sperm-binding protein 3-like. The transcript has 8 exons. Gene Ontology annotation, molecular function: acrosin binding. Gene Ontology annotation, biological process: positive regulation of acrosome reaction; egg coat formation; binding of sperm to zona pellucida. Bases 37 to 1485 code for a protein of 482 amino acids. Gene Ontology annotation, cellular component: extracellular matrix. Lineage: Eukaryota; Metazoa; Chordata; Amphibia; Anura; Ranidae. The record is from RefSeq and is a predicted model, not a curated record.